This is a messenger RNA of Syngnathus typhle (broad-nosed pipefish), 2994 nucleotides long. Its product is annotated as bone morphogenetic protein 7-like. The transcript has 5 exons. Gene Ontology annotation, biological process: BMP signaling pathway; SMAD protein signal transduction. Lineage: Eukaryota; Metazoa; Chordata; Actinopteri; Syngnathiformes; Syngnathidae. Gene Ontology annotation, cellular component: extracellular region. The record is from RefSeq and is a predicted model, not a curated record. The coding region runs from base 19 to 681 and encodes 220 amino acids. Gene Ontology annotation, molecular function: cytokine activity; growth factor activity.
UCCAUCCAGAGAUCCGAGAUGUCCUUUGCCUUCAUCACUGUGAUGGCACUGAUGUGCUCCUCUGUGGUGAUUGCGUUUGUCCUGCAGACAGGGCAAGAAGAUGCCAUACCGCUAGACUCCGACAGCAGGUGCCGUGGUUUGUCCCUGCAGUCCCUCCGCAAAGAGCUCUUGGCUGCUCUCAACCUGCAGACCGAGCCGCGGCUGCCAGAGGGCGCCAAAGAGCAGUGGAGUGGAACUGCUGAACGGCUCAAGGCUCUGGAAGGUCAAACGCGACUUGACAUGUUGACAAACUUAAUCCCAGAAAGUUUCACGCCCAAUUUCUUCCCUAUUUCUGUAGCUUCUUCCAACUCCUCCUCUGAUGAUGGUGGAGACACCUCAGGGUGCUGCUCCAGGACCUCAGAGGUUUUAAUGUCAGAUCUUGGCUGGGACAAUUGGAUGAUCUAUCCCGAGCGUGUGACCUUGGUGCACUGCGCCCCUUGUGGCCACAGCGCGUCAUGCAGGCCCCAGCCCACUGCCACCCAACGUGAUGAUUUGGAGGUUCAGGCGCCAUGUUGCCAGCCCAUCGCCCAGAACCCGAUGCCCGUCAUGUACCGGGACGAGUGGAACACCAUGGUCAUCACCUCCAUGCACCUGACCCGUCGCUGCGGAUGCCUGGCCGCCCUGCAGCCUUCCCAAGAGUAACAAUUGUCACCUGUAUUCGCUAUCGCACUGUAAAAAAUCCUUUUGACAAGAAAUUAAUCAUCAAUUUAGCAAACAACCUCACAAAACUGACCCAUUUUGGGGAGCAGUUACCACGAACCACGAAAAGCUUCCGAGAAGUUCUGCAUUUCGUUUUCUACAAGCACCAUAACACUUCAUGCAUGUUUUUCGGCGAGAAAUGACCACACAAGGACACUCACUUGACAGACCGGAUUUAUUGCCUAACAUUUGAUCCUCGGUUAAGUCUCCUUGAUGUCGGGGGGGGCAGCGUUUUAAAAGCCGCUCUAAGGUACGGAAUGUUCCCUCCAAAAAUGUGCAAACGUCCGGGAGCCAAAUUAUUCGCCUUGUCUCUGCUCAACAAUUUUUUCCUCUUUUGUAGGAAGAAGUCUGUUCGGGCAUGUGAACCCUUAACAAUUUCCAUACAAAAGAAAAUGUGUUGGCUUCAUGUGCAGACGUGCAAGGGAAGUCUUUUUUUUUUUUUUUUUAAUUAUAAGAAGGCGUGCUUUGUUUGAUCAAUAUUGUCCAAUGAAAUGCAUUUAUUUUGUCUAUUUUUUAUUUUUAUUUAUAGAGACAGCCUCCACUUCUAAUCGUAUAAUUAAGGCGCAUGUUUAUGUAUUCAUAGCACCUCAACUUAAUCAUGCAUGAGUUCACGAUUCACUGGUAGCAUUUUCGUGUUUAAUAAAGACUAUCGGAAUGAGCUUCUCAUGUUUGCGCAGCCUUUGUGGUUUAUUAAUAGAAGUUUCUGCAAAGCUUUCACGCCUGCCAAACAGUUUGAUGUGCAAUUUCAGGGGGAAGGAAUAUAGCCAAGGAAUGAAUGUUGGCGUCAUACUCCAGGAAAUCGGUCGCUCCCGAGGGGAAGAGCAACUUGUUGCGCACUUCAGGAUCUUGCAGUAUUUGCGUGUGGAAAAGCCUUCCCUAUUUCAACUCCGACGAACCCUGCGAGAAGACAGGCCCGAGUUGUCCUGACUCAUUGCAAAGGGAAUAAUGACGCCAUAUUUGGCCACGUGGGCGUCUUUCUGCGUGCUGUCCUCGGUUCUUCUGGCUUCACGCGCGAUCGAGUGCUCAGGCAAGGAAACGCUGUUGCGACCGCUCCCAAGCGUCUUGCCACAACUGACGGAUUGCUUGAUGGAGUGCACGGAGAAGACGUUCGCCAGGAAAUUGCAGAUGGAGGAUAAGCAUAAUAUACGGAUGCAAGACUCCAUUGAGGGAGCCCUUGGAGAAUAUUGCUGGUCAACCAAUAUCAAGUGCAACAGUGGUGAGAGCUUCCAACAAGCCUUCGUGGUGUUGCCCAUCCACACGUCGGACGUUACCCCAGAGCCCGCAGAGGUGAGAUGGCAGGCUAACCCUCUGCAAGAGCACACUACUCCCAUCACCAUCCCGGAAGCCUGUGGACUCCGCUACGACGUCAGCGACCACUUCGGCCCGGGCAGGAGGGUCGACUCGUUCUGUGUGGAGGUGGUCGGCCAACAGGAUGUCCCGGCCUUUAAGUGUCCGCCCUACCUGGUCACGUUCUGGCAGAGGAAUCCAACUCUGAUAUGAGAUGAGGGACACUCCCAGUCAGGUUGUCCAGUCAUGCUGCUAAUAUACCAGAGGUGGGCGAUGCAUUUGGUGGCCUUCAGUGGGAAUUUAUCUGAAUGAAUCCACCUCUUCAUAGCACAACGAUGGUGUCACAAUUAAAGAAAACAUCAAUACAAUGUAACAGCACGCAACAGCGUAUUAUCUAAUGGCACAUUACAUAACCCUGACAAAAACAGCACACUUUAAUAAUAUUUGUAUUUGUGUGUGUGUGUUUGCGUGUGUGUGUGUGCGUGUGUGUCUGGGUGUUUUCUCUGCAAUAACAAAAGUGCAAAAUAUAAUAUUUAAUAGACUUACAAUACAGUCUAUUACCCACGUUUGUAGAGAUUUUUCAGUGCAGACUUGCUUGCUAGUUUAUAAGAAAUCUACAUUUUAAUAAUUAAAUUUGGUGGUUUAUUAAUAAUAGAAAUUAUUGUAUGAAUUAAAAUUUAAUUCAUAAAAUAAUUUCUAUACUACAAAUGUGACCCUCUCGAGGAUGAAGCGGGUCAGAUAAUGGAUGAAUGGAUGGGUAGAUGAGCAAAGAUAUCUGUUGUGUUUGUAUUAGAAAUGAAAGAAAAUCUCAGAGGAAUAGUUUGCUUGGUUUGCCAAGGUCAGUCAAAAUCCAGAAAUUACGUAACACUGCCCUCUUUUGGUUAAAUCAGUACAGUGACUUUGUCACUUAUGUUUGUACUACAUUUUUUGUACAGUAUGAAAAGUGCUAAUAAAACAAAAAAAUCUGAA